AUGUCCCAAUACUACUCUGGCAGAAACUAUCAGCAGCCCUUCGACUCUGCUUUCAACCAUAUAGAACAUCACUACAAUGGUUCAGUACCUCGGCUUCACAUCAGCACUGCAGAACAGACAGAGCCAUGGAAUCUGUCACGGCGCCCACGAAGUGUGCAAGACAUGAGAGAACAGGCAUACAGCCCAGCUACGUCGGUACACACCACAAAAACCACUCCCGGCACGCUGCUAGCAGAGCGAAUGAGCUACCAUCAGUCAGAUCUGUCUGCAGCACACAACAGUCUCGGUCUCGGUUUACAGAGUGGCUCAUCUUUGCUCUCUCCUAACUAUGGCUCCUCUACAUUCAACCCAACUACACAAGAAGAUUCAUGGAGUUUGUUCAAUCUCCGAAGCGCUGAAAAUAGACGGGCACGCUAUGUAUCGCGUCAGUCUAAUGUUGAAUCGCCGCGCUAUCCUCGCAGUGGACUUCAUAAUAAAGGUGUUGUUGCUUCUGAUGAAGGCUACUUCUCAGUCGAAACAAGCCAAUCAACACUUGGUAACGAGGCUGACUGCUCGAGUCAAAAUUUGCCAUUAGAUUUCUACAGCCGAAUUGAAAACAUGAAUGUCGAAUCUGUGGCUAGUAUUGCAACAGCAGUGUCAACAGUACCCUCGGAUCAAAGAUCUCGUGUUAGCAGCACACGUAGCCGUAAGUCAUCAAGCAAACCGAUCAAGUGUGAUCAAGCCGCAUGUGAUGAGACAUUCAAAUGCAAUUCCGAGUACAAGAAGCAUCAGCUCAAACAUGAAAAGCCAUUCAAGUGCGACACACCCAAAUGCAAAAGGGCUUCCCAAGGAUUUACCACAUUAAACGAUCUUGAUCGACAUAAGAAGAGUGUUCACCAAAUAGAUUUCAACAACAGAUCUUACAGGUGUGUAGGCAAAAAUUGUAAGAAUAAAGAAAAAAUAUGGCCACGUCUGGACAAUUUCAAACAGCACGUUCAACGAAUGCAUCAAGACGAAGAUGAGACGGAUGUAAUUGAAAGAUCGAAGUGGAACCCUGAAAAGCGAUCCUCUUUGAUAAAUCAAGAGUCCGCAGAUGCACAUAUGGACGCCAACUUGGUGUUGGCUGGCAUGGAUAAGUCCUUCCCAAUCAGUCCAACGACGGGUAAUUCAUCUCCCCUUGACUUUUCAAUGAAACGAGACCAUGAGCGCUGGCCGUCACUUGAUCUGAGCCUAAGUCCUACCAAGGAUGAACGUCAAACACUUCAUUUUCCAGGAGAUAAUUCUUUUGUAACUCGACCUGCACAUUUUCCUGAACAGCGUCGUGGCCAACGCCGAGCACCGGGGCUGUCAUUAGCUCAGCAAACACAAAUACCCCUUCCUGCCGAUGUGUCCACGGAUAUUGCACCAAGAGAAACGAUUUCCCAGGCUCCUUUGUCGGAUAUGGAUUACGGGUUCUCUAAUGCACCUCAGACAAAGGCCGAGCAACAACGAAUGGCACAGAGAAAGCCCGCUGCUGUAUCUUCCCCUCCCAAUUCUGUAGAGAUUGGUCAUAUCUUGAACAUCCUACACCAAGCGAGUAGCUCAGCAAAUCGAGUUGAGACAUUAGCUGAAAACGUACAGCCAGGUUCGGACACUCAAUCUGACACGGAUGCAGUAGUCUUGACUAGACGUGAUGCUUUGCAAAUCCUUAAGUUUAUCACACAGAGCACAGACAUUGCUCAGCCGGCGCCGUGUAGGGCUGAAAAAAGUCAUACAACAGGCCUGCGAGUCUGUCCGCGCCCAGGAUGCGGGUAUGCCGUCAAUCGGGAUUGUGAUCUGCGAAAACAUAUGAAACGACAUGAGAAGCCUUAUGGUUGUACGUAUCCAAGGUGCCACAAGCGCUUUGGCGCGAAAUCAGAUUGGAAACGCCACGAAAAUAGCCAACACUUCCAGCCUGAGGUGUUUCGAUGUGCUUUUGAACUAUCUCCCGGUGCGAUUUGUGGAGUGUAUUCGCCUCAAAAGGAGGCAUUCGAAGUCCACUUGAAGACACAUGGCGUUUCUUCUCCCAAAGACACAGAGAUUCUGAACUCACGCAGCAAGAUUGGGAAGAAUUGUCAAGGGUCCUUUUGGUGUGGCUUUUGCAAAGCUAUCAUUGUGCUCAAGACGAAGCUCAAUGCAGCAUGGGACGAACGGUUCGAUCACAUCGCAGAGCACUUGGAACAAGACAACAAGAAGAACAUUGAAGAGUGGAUAUGUGUCGAGCAGAACAAAACCAAGAAGGAAUUACUAGAGGAGAGGAUGCGAAAUGAUGACGAAGAUGAAGAGAGGGGAAAGAAUAAUGACUUCGCAUCUGUUGGAGGGGAGGGUGAUUCCGAUAAUCCGCUUCCACCUCCCCCUCCCCCACUAGAACACGGACCUUGGACCCCGACAUUGACUGGUGCAGGCUUAUCGCAAUCAUUGCCCCCAUGUUCUGGUAACGAGGGCAACAGGAAGCGAUCUGCACCUAACAAUGCUGAUGACCUGGAUCCAAGGAGCAAGCAAAAGAGGAGAAUGGACACUAUGACCACCAGGUAUUGUUGCUCUUGUCAAGGCGGACCAUGCAACUCACUUCAGCCCUCAUGCAUAGAUUGCAACCAUGUACUAUGUUGGAAUUGUAAGUAUAUUACAGAGGAGUUUACUAUGGUGGAUUCGUUGGAACUUUAUUAG
Molecule: messenger RNA, 2664 nt
Organism: Bipolaris sorokiniana ND90Pr
Lineage: Eukaryota; Fungi; Ascomycota; Dothideomycetes; Pleosporales; Pleosporaceae
Exons: 4
Coding region: 1-2664 (887 amino acids)
Biological process (GO): regulation of transcription by RNA polymerase II
Cellular component (GO): nucleus
Source: RefSeq, a predicted model, not a curated record